Etheostoma cragini (Arkansas darter) is the source of this 5526-nucleotide messenger RNA. It is a transcript of the gene nrg2a, whose product is annotated as neuregulin 2a. The transcript has 10 exons. NCBI's taxonomy places the organism in Eukaryota, Metazoa, Chordata, Actinopteri, Perciformes, Percidae. The record is from RefSeq and is a predicted model, not a curated record. Gene Ontology annotation, biological process: animal organ development; intracellular signal transduction; nervous system development. Bases 985 to 3108 code for a protein of 707 amino acids. Gene Ontology annotation, molecular function: signaling receptor binding.
ACUUAAUGGGAUGAGACGCAAAACUCAUUCAAAACAGUCUCUUGAAGAAUCUGAUAUGCUUUCGCAGCCUUAGUCAUCGCAGCCAUAUGGUUUUUCUGGGCCCACCGGACUAUAUGCGGCUGCAUUUUUCAACGUGAACCUAUUUCAUUUUUGGAGUAAUACCGUGGCUACAGUAAGAUGCGAUUUUGAGGAGGGACAGUCAUGGAUUUAGGAUUUAGUUUGUUUCAUGAUAACGUGAGAUCACCGCUGAUAAAACACCAUGGAGUGAUCGACAUACAGUAACUGGGUUUUGGGAGAGAGGAGAUCGACCCUUUGGUCCAUCGGUUGCCUGUGUAUCAGUGCUCCAAUCCUGCGUUUUUGUUGACUGAGCCCUUGGGCAAUCGGCAUUAUUUUCUCUCCGUCUGUGGCUAGUGGGGGAAGCGGAGGGAGAGCCACGGUGGAAGGCGCCGUAUUGGCGUUAUAGCUGCCGAGCAGAAAUAUUCUUUUAUUUUUUGUGGAAUGAAACGUGGCUUAUGUUUUGCAACCGGACUACCAAACUUGUGGUUCACUGCAGAAUUUCCCGUCUUUUUCCUCCGCUGCAGAUGAUCCAGAAAACCAUCAUAGCGGUACCCCACCACUGCAAUUUUUGGGCAAAGAUAAGAGUGGCGUCGUCUUGCAGUUAAGGCUACUAUGGCAGCAUAGGGGCAUCUUAUGGAGGGGAGAAUCCGCCAAUGCCUUAUUAUUAGCAGAAAGCAGUGACUGGAUUUGAAACCCAGCGUCAUCCCGCGGUUUCCCCGUUUCAAAGCUGCUGUUUACCCAUUGGAAAUCACUCGAAAAAGCAGCGGAUCCCGAUGGCAUGGACACUUAUGCAAGGUCUGCCGCGCUGCCGCGCUACUGGAGCCUACUUGCUGUCUCUUCAUUCAACCCAGCUCCAUCGCCAUCGCCCCGCAGCCGAGAGAGCCCUGCCGCAACGCGACCAGCGACCACCGAGCCAAAGCAGGCGGCAUGAGGCUUGAUUCAGUACAUUUAUCCAUGCUGGUCAUCGGGGUCUCAUUCGCCUGCUACUCCCCGAGUUUGAAUUCCCUGCAGGACCAGGUUUACAAAUCAGCCGUGGUGAUCGAGGGAAAGGUGCAGUCUACGCCUGUGAACGUCUCCGCGGAGCCGUACCGUGUGAAUGUCAAAGUGCUGGAUGUUUGGCCCCUAAACAGCGGGGGUCUGGAGCGAGAACAGCUCGUCACCGUGGGGGAAUUUGGAUCUGAGGCUCCGUGCACCAAAGUGAAGAAGAAUCACAAGUACAUUUUUUUCAUGGACCCUACUGACGAACCCUUGGUUUUCAAGGCAUCGUUUGCGCCUCGGGACACCAGUGUGAAGAAUCUAAAAAAUGAUGUUGGGAAGAUCUUGUGUGAGGACUGCGCUGCGGCUCCAAAGUUAAAACCAAUGAAGAAUCCAAUGAUAGUGGACGAGGGAAGCAAGCUCAUCGUUAAGUGUGAGGCCACAGGGAGCCCUGUCCCCACCUACAGAUGGUUCAAAGAUGGCAACGAGCUGAAGAAAAGCAAAAAAGUCAAAAUACGGAACAGCCAGAAAAACUCCAGAGUCCAGAUCAGCAAAGCAAAACUGGAGGAUUCUGGGAAUUACACGUGUGUGGUGGAGAACCCGCUGGGAAAGGACAACUCCACUGGCACUGUUAACGUCCAAAGCAUAACCACAACGCCAUCUCCGGGCUCAGGCCACACCAGAAGAUGCAACGACACAGAGAAGCCCUACUGUGUGAAUGGCGGCGACUGUUACUUCAUACAUGGUAUAAAUCAGCUCUACUGCAAAUGUCAGGAUGGAUACUUCGGCCCACGAUGCUUACAGACUGAGCCGCUGCGGUUGUACAUGCCCAAUCCUUUAAAAAAGGCAGAGGAACUCUACCAGAAAAGAGUCCUGACAAUCACGGGUAUUUGUGUGGCUCUGUUGGUGGUGGGCAUCGUGUGUGUGGUUGCCUACUGUAAAACCAAGAAACAAAGAAAGAAGAUGCACAAUCAUCUGCGACAAAACAUGUGUCCAGAACAUCCCAAUCGUAACCUUGCUAACGGACCCAAUCACCCAGGACCAGGCCCAGAGGAAAUCCCUAUGGUAGAUUACAUAUCAAAGAAUAUCCCCGCAACUGAACGAGUCAUACGGCCUGCAACAGAGGGAUCGCUCCCUGCCAGUCAUGCUUCUUCCAGAUCUCACAACUCUUCCACACGAGCCCAUUCAUCAACUCACAGACAUGAGGAACGGACAUGGAGCCUGGACCAUUCUGACAGCAUCCUCUCUGACUCGCCGGGAAUGAUGUCAUCACCCGUGGGGACCAGUAAAUGCAGCAGUCCUGCGUGCAUGGAGGCACGGGCCCGGCGUGCUGCACACUGUGGCUACUCUGACCCUCAUCGGCCGGGCCUGCCGUAUGGAGACUCCUUUGACUCGCUGGGGGACUCUCCGCACAGCGACAGAUAUGUGUCAGCCCUGACAUCACCAGUCCGCCUCUCCCCAGUGGAUUUCCAUUACUCAUUGCCCUCGCAGGUGCCUACCUUCCAGAUCACAUCGCCCAAUGCCAGCCAUGCCAUGUCUCUCCCUCCUGCUGUCCACAACCCCUACCCUCUGGAGGAUGACCAGCCUCUGCUGCGCCGCUACCAGGUGCCCCUUCACGAUGCCCAGUGCCAGGAGCCCUACCAGCAGCAGCGUCACACCUAUCUUAAUGACAGCAGGGGCAGCCUGCCCUCCAGCCCUUACCGGCUGGCUAAAGAAGAAGACUAUGAGACCACCCAGGAAUAUCUCUCCUCUCGGGAGCAACCAAAGAGAAGUGGAUCCAGUGGAACUGGUAGCCGGCGCUGGCGGAGAUCCAGACUGAAUGGCCACGUAGCCCCACGUGGAUAUGAGGCAUCUCGGGACUAUGGGUCUCGAAGCUGCCUAACAGAUAGUGAGUCGGAGGAGGACGGUGAGAGCACGCCCUUCCUCAGUAUGCAGAACAUGAAUGCCGAGCCCUCCACCAUCUACAGGCCGGUGGACAGUCGGACUUCUCACUCAUCGGGGCGGCACAGUGGACGUGGGAACAUGCCUACAAGACUAACACACUCACGCUCCAAACCGGACAAUACACCUCAUUAGAGUGAAAAUGAACCAACAAAAAUCAAUAUAGUAUAGACCUGCAUCUAUAAGAAAUAUUUUUAUUUUAUAUAACUGACAGAUAUUCUAAACAAAUGAAAUAUUUAUUUUCAUUUUAGCAAAAGUUGUCUACUAGUUAACAGCAAAGACUUUUUUAUAGGGAAAACUCUAUUUAUAUGUACAUUUUGAUUUUAAGCAUAAAAAGAUGUGCCAGUUUUUUCACAACGUAAAAAAUAUAGAGUAAUAUUGUGGUGCCUUUUGCUGUAUGCCGAUGCCAGAGGGCCAGUGGAGGUUUUUGUAGCCUUUCUUAUACGGACGCCUCAUUUUUUAUACACGUUUUUUUUUUUCCUCUCUGGUUUACUGUUUUACUUUCUUUCCAAGUUGCAUUCUUUGAGGAGUCUAGCCCCACUGGAACAUAACCCCUUCCAUGUCAUGCAAUAUAAACCACUUCAACAUAAAGUGUAUGUUUACAUUAAUAUGAUUCACCUGUAGGGUUUAUGAUUUGGGUUCUAAUAGAACAGCUGAUAAUUACUAAGUAGAUCCUUUUUUCUCCUCUGAUUGUCGUGUGUGUGUGUGUGUGUGUCUGUGUGUGUGUGUGUGUUUGUACGUACUUGUGUGUAUGUGUGCGUGUGUGUGUGUGGCAGUUUGCUUGCAUGUAUUUGUGAUUUUUAAAUGAAUUUCAUUGUGUGUCGUGAUAACAUCAAAUGUGUGGGUCUACUGGUGUCUGAAAAAAGGGUGUGUCAGUGGUUCACAGAAUAGUGCUUUAUCAGAACAGUGACCCCCAAUGUAGAUGGACAGGUAAGGCUGCUGUAGGGUUGUAUGUUAUGCAGGUCAUUGCUUGAUGUGUUUACAGAUAUUCUGCCCCUUUCUUAGCCUGCUCCAAAUAAGUCCCUUUUUAUUUCCCAGCAGGUUUUCCUCGUGUUAGUCUGUUAUGAGGCCAACAAACACUGAGCCGCUUGACACAGGGGGACCCCUGCCAUCAGAGGUGAUGGCAAAACAAAAAAAAUACAUCUGUUUUCACUCAACUCAGCCCCUAAUCCCAUGCCUCAUCAUCCUUCUGUGUCCAUUCUGUUUUUGUAGCUCGUGUUAAAGCCCACACAGUGUCUCAGGAUUUCCACAUGCCCCCCUACCCCUUCCACUUUAAACCCCAUUCCCCAUCUUCCUCAACUUAAAGUCUACCUAAGACUCUGGUUCUCAGAUAAUAAAGGCCUAAAUGUUAAUAUACAGCCUACCAGUUUCCUGAACCCCCCCCCCAUACAGAAAGAAGGUAAGCCAAGUGGAAGCAGCUCAGUGGAAAACAGUGCAGAACAUACUAGAUCAUAUACAUGGAAACAGCUGUGAACUUUGGAGGAUCAUACAAUGCAAAAAUAUGCAAACUUUCUAUUUUGCUGUUUGAUUACAUCAUUUUCUAAGAGGUGGCUGUAUUGAGUUAUGUGUGGGGGAAAAAAGUAAUGUGAUCCCUAUAGUCUAGAAUGAAAUAACAUGAUGUGAAUGCAUAUUUGCAUGAGUUAGUUUUUAAAGCCAUUAUGCAGCCAUCUAUAAAGUUGUCAGCCUUUCUUGUUCACAUACUCGUGUCCAUUGAAUGACUGUGUCCAUGAAUUGUUUCAUCACUUGAUUCAGUCUGCUUACAUGCACACUUCCGAGUAAUGUCAAACAGCAUCCGGGUAGUGUCUCCUCCAAAAGUACUGUGUACUGCUUUGUCUUGUUGAAAGAUCUAGUCAUUUCAAAUUUACUCCGUAAAUGAUAAUUUUUAAGCUAAACAUUUAAGCCCCCUGUCCUCCACUGAAGGAAAAGUAAAUAUUAUAAAGGUAAUUGAAGAUUUGUCAGACCCGUUGAAAGUCACUCAGUGAGAGAGAGAACAGUUGUUUCAUCACUGUUGGUAUGUUUCUACUUGUAAAAAACAACUGUAUGCUGAAUUAUCAGAUUAUUAUUGGUUAAAUAACACUUUAAAAUAUUUAUCUGCAAUUUUAACUGCUAUAUGGUAAAUGCACAGUGGUAUUGUUGUAGAGAAAGGUCUUUGGUUGUCACAGCUCACUUGCAGAUAUUUUAUUGAGUUUCUCACAUCUGGGUCUAAUUUUGUAUGUCUGAAAAAUGCAAAAGAAGACAGUGCUCCUCUAGUUUAAAUGUGAGACUCCCUUCACUUUGCCAGUCUUCUCACCCAAUUGAGAUGCUACCAGGCAUGUCCUGCCAGUCUCUUUUGUUUAAUUUGAUGACCCGCCCUGCCCCACCCCACCCCACCCUCGCUUGAAAUGUUUAAACACCUCUCCUCUGCAUGUCCUUGUGGUCACGGUUAGAUGGGUGCAUGGUAAAAAAGCAGCAGAAAAUUCUUUUCCAGUCAGUGAAAGUGUAUUUCAUUUAACAUUCAGCAAUAAAAAAGAACCUUUCCCCCAUGUCAUUCCUGAAAUAUGCUAGGAAAAAAAA